AGGUGCUGUGUAAUGUGUUAAGAGCAUAUUAUAAGGAAUGAUUUUGUCAAAUAUUCAUGAGUUAUGGUUGCUGAACGAUCAGUUCUGUCUUGUGGGGAAAGAACUGGAUGACAGAAACCUUACUUGAAGCAAAACCAAAAUUCUUAUUGAAAAUGCACAGCAACAUUAAAGUUUAUUCUUAAGACCUGCUUUUUAAUAAUAAUACUAGGCAUUCAGCGUUUCAUCUUCAAGGUCACGAAAAUUAUCUCAAAAACAACUCAGAAAAGGAGGACUGAGGAAUGAUGUCUUUUCAGGAGAAAUCAAAUGAAAAUUCUUCCAAUGUUAUUAAGAAAAGAGAAGAUAGAAACUUAGAAACAAAAAUAGAAGAUUCUCAAAAAAAUCUAGCCAAAAAAUCAGGACCAAAGGAAGCUUUAAAAUCACCGGUUAAUUCUUCCAGUGAAAAGAAAAUAAAUCGACCUGAAUUUGGAACAUGCAUGAGUACAAGGUCAUCAAAGGCAGUGUCCAGUGACAAAAAAGCUAAUAACUUCAUUAGUAAAAAUGUAACUGUGAAGGGACAUACACAAGAAUCUGUGAAAAAGCAGAAGUUAUCACAGAAAAAAUCAGUGCACGAAACCUCCACAUCAAAUGAACAGCUUAACCGAAGAUCACAAAGGCUGCAACAAUUAACAGAGAUUUCAGUUUCAACAAGGACUCUGCGUAGUAGAGAGAUUCAGGGCCCAGUUCAAACAGUUAAACAGAAUUUGCCACUAAUUAGAAAAGAGUACUGUAGCAACACUCAAAGUAAAACUAAUAAAGUUAAAACAAACAAAAAACCUGUGAAAAGAAAAGCACCAGAGAAAUCUAAUUUUAAAGAGGAUGGAAAUCCAGUUCACCAUGAAGUAAAUUCACCAAAAGGAAAAAAGCGCAAAGUAGAGCACCAGGAAGCUGAUAUUAGCAGUUCUCAACGCUUAAAAGGAUCUGAAAAGUGUCAUCAGAAGAAUUCCAGAAAAGAAUCAAAAUCUGUGCCUGUAACUACUUCUGAUAUUAAGAGAUCAAAAACGGUUGCUUCACAGGUCUCUAAAAAGAGUGAGAUGAAGAAGUCCGUUCAUACACAAGUGAUCACUACUGCAAAAUCCCUAAAAAGUCCACAGCCAUUAGUGCCUGAACAAAGUGUUGAUAAUGAACUAGAGCAAGCAGGAAAGAACAAGCGAGGUAGCAUUCUUCAACUAUGUGAAGAAAUUGCUGGUGAAAUUGAGUCAGAUACUGUAGAGGUACGGAAGGAAUCGUCACAAAUAGAAAGUAUAAAGGAGGAGCAGUGUACGGAAAUGAAAUCCGAAGAAACUGAUGUAACACUUCAUCACCAGAAAACAAAUCAAGAUGUUCCGUGUAAUCGUUUCUUCCCCAGUAGAAAAACAAAGCCUGUGAAAUGUAUACUAAAUGGAAUAAACAACUCAACUAAAAAGAACUCUAACUGGACUAAAAUUAAACUUUCAAAAUUUAACUCGGUGCAACAAAAUAAGUUGGAUUCUCAAGUUUCCCCCAAAUUGGGCUUAUUACGAACUGAUUUUUCACUCCCAGAUUUAGAAAUACAUCAUCCAGAGACUCAAAGUACUUUUUUAGGGAUAAAGCCACAUGAUGAUAAAAACAUAGCUUGUCAGAAGGAAGAAAUGAAAAAGAUUAAUUCUGAAGAAGCAAAAAUUAAUAUUACUGUUGAAAUGAUGACCACAAAAAGGGCUUCUGAAAAUUGUCAUUUGGAUAAUCAGAUAAAACUUCCCGUCCUAUCAUUGGAUAACCAGAUGAAACAGUCUUUUGAAUCAACACCAGAUAAGAAUUUCAGCCAGCACUUGGAAUCUAAACUUGAAAAGAGUAGUACAGUGGAAAAUUCCACCACUGUUGUUGCAGCACUGCUCAGUGAAACGAAAAUUAAUUCAGGAGACAGUAAGUUUCCAGGUUCAGCUUCCAAACAGCAUAGUAUGCUCAAUAAUCAAGCACCUAAGAUCAAUGACAACAGAGAGACAUCACAAAAUCAUUCUUGGUCUGAUUGUAAUUCCCAUUUGGAGUUAACAAUUCCAAAGGAGUUGAAACUAAAAGAAACAGAGAAAGUAGAUGAAAAACAAUUGAUCAUAGAUGCUGGACAAAAAAGAUUUGGAGCAGUAUCCUGUAAUGUUUGUGGCAUGCUUUACACAGCUUCAAACCCUGAAGAUGAAACACAGCAACUCUUGCUCUUCCAUAAUCAGUUUAUUAGUGCUGUAAAAUAUGUGGGCUGGAAAAAAGAAAGAAUUCUUGCUGAAUACCCAGAUGGCAGGAUAAUAAUGGUUCUUCCGGAAGACCCCAAAUAUGCUCUGAAGAAGGUCGACGAAAUUAGAGAGAUGGUUGAUAAUGACUUAGGUUUCCAACAGGCUCCACUAAUGUGCUAUUCCAGAACUAAGACACUUCUCUUUAUUUCUAAUGACAAAAAAGUAGUUGGAUGUUUAAUUGCGGAACAUAUCCAGUGGGGCUACAGAGUUAUAGAAGAGAAACUUCCAGUUACAAGGUCAGAAGAAGAAAAAGUAAGAUUUGAAAGGCAAAAGGCCUGGUGCUGCUCAACAUUGCCAGAACCUGCCAUUUGUGGGAUUAGUCGUAUAUGGGUAUUCAGCAUGAUGCGACGCAAGAAAAUUGCUUCUCGAAUGAUUGAAUGCCUAAGGAGUAACUUUAUAUAUGGCUCAUACUUGAGUAAAGAAGAAAUUGCUUUCUCAGAUCCCACUCCUGAUGGUAAACUGUUUGCAACUCAGUACUGUGGCACUGGUCAGUUUCUGGUAUACAAUUUUAUUAAUGGACAAAAUAACACCUGAAACAGAUUUAUUGCCUAUAGUACUAGAAGAUCUACUGAAGAGAAAUGGAUUGGUUGCUGACUUUAACCAGGAACUAGGGCCAUUUUUAUUAUAAUGAACUCAGGAUUGGCAACAGCCAUAAGGUUGUUCCAUUUUCGUAAAUCGGAAACAAUGCAGUAAUAGCUUAUUGUUUUGUUUUUUAAAGAAGAUAUUUUAUUAUCUUUUACAGAAAUUUAUGAUUGAUGUAUUUUAUCUAUACUUAUUUAGACAUGUUUACAUGCAGCAGAUAAUUGUUCAUAGUGGACUGAAAAUAAUGCAAGGACUAUGGUCUCAGUUGAUAAGUAUAUUUUGAAGUUCUGAAUAUGGAAAUAUACCAGUGUAGCUUGGUGUACUGUAAUUUUUAUAUGAAUCUGCUGAUACCAGUUAUGAUUUUAAAGAUGUAUUUUCACAGAGCAGAAAUCAGUGUUUUAUUAUUCAAGAAGAGGCCCUGAAAUACACUUUGAACUCUUAAAAUAGCAAAGUUCCAGAUAACAGGACGAGUGUGGAUAUUGAAAAUUUUUCUUUGAUUUCUGUGUUGCGGAGCUAUCAAUGGAAAGUCAAUACUCGCUACCCUUUAAUAUGUUUUAGUUUCUCUUUUUAAAACAGCAAUUUUGACAUACUUAGGCUAUUAAUAAAUCCCAAAGAGAUACACACAUGUAUGGAAUAGUCACAAGCUAAACACGGAUAACUUGGUAUCUGCGUUGCUAUUUCUCAGAAAUACUACACUGAGUAUAUACCUUCAUUACUGAACUUCAUUUUAAUACUUGUCUAUCCUUCAUAGUGCCCUCUACUUUUAAAGGGUUUAUAUGUUGAAAAACUGCUGUGGCCUUUUAUGAUAUGUAUAUAAUGUAUAAUAAAAUAAUAAAACAUAAUUGAUAGCUUUAUAAAAAUGGAUAAA
Suncus etruscus (white-toothed pygmy shrew) is the source of this 3726-nucleotide messenger RNA. RefSeq names its product establishment of sister chromatid cohesion N-acetyltransferase 1 (gene ESCO1). Gene Ontology annotation, cellular component: chromatin; nucleus. Gene Ontology annotation, molecular function: protein-lysine-acetyltransferase activity. The transcript is spliced from 10 exons. The coding region runs from base 279 to 2810 and encodes 843 amino acids. The record is from RefSeq and is a predicted model, not a curated record. Gene Ontology annotation, biological process: mitotic sister chromatid cohesion. NCBI's taxonomy places the organism in Eukaryota, Metazoa, Chordata, Mammalia, Eulipotyphla, Soricidae.